This is a messenger RNA of Lotus japonicus, 2735 nucleotides long. Its product is annotated as digalactosyldiacylglycerol synthase 1, chloroplastic. The coding region runs from base 151 to 2511 and encodes 786 amino acids. The transcript is spliced from 7 exons. Gene Ontology annotation, biological process: galactolipid biosynthetic process. NCBI's taxonomy places the organism in Eukaryota, Viridiplantae, Streptophyta, Magnoliopsida, Fabales, Fabaceae. Gene Ontology annotation, molecular function: digalactosyldiacylglycerol synthase activity. Gene Ontology annotation, cellular component: chloroplast outer membrane. The record is from RefSeq and is a predicted model, not a curated record.
AAAUCCCAACCAUUCAAAUCUUCUUCUUCUUCUUCUUCUUCUUCUUCUUCUCUCUUUCGCUGUUCUUGUCAGAUUCGCAUUCUCCAAAAGCAGAAGCAGCAUCAACGUUCAUUCAACAACAACCACCUUCUGUGGUUGAGGUUGGGCGCCAUGGCCUCCCAGCGUCAACCACCGUCGAGCUCCAACGCGUUUUCCUUCCUCUCCAAGGGUUGGCGCGAGGUUCGUGACUCAGCCGACGCGGAUCUGCAACUCAUGAAGGACCGAGCCAACUCGUUCAAGAAUUUAGCGACGUCGUUCGACCGGGAGCUUGAGAAUUUCUUUAAUUCCGCGGCUCCGGCGUUCUCUGUCCCCGCCAUGCGCUCUGCUUCUCCGCCUCCGGCGGAGAUCGAGUUCGUGAAGAAGCUGCAGCCAAAGCUCUCGGAGUUUCGACGCGCGUACUCGUCGCCGGAUUUUAGCAAGAAAGUUCUGGAGAAGUGGCGGCCGAGGGCGAGGAUUCGAAUUGAUUUGUCCGCCAUCAAGAACGCGAUUGUUUCGGAGGAAAUUGAUGAAGGGAUUGUGGAUUUUGAGAGGGGGAAGAGGGAGAGGAGGUUGAGCUUCUGGGAGGAGUUGAAGGGAGAGGGUGAAGCUCAGGAUUGGGAGCCAAUUCGAGCAUUGAAGACUAGGCUUAAGGAAUUUGAGAAGCGUAGUUCCUCUGUUGAGUUUUUUGAUGGCUUCAAGAACAGUGAAUUUCUCGAGAAAGUCAAGUCUAGCCUGAAAUCAAUGUGCAAGGAGCCUCGAGAUUCAAAGGAAGUGCCACCACUGGAUGUAGCUGAACUUCUGGCCUACUUUGUUAAACAGUCUGGGCCAUUUUUGGAUCAACUUGGAGUCAGAAGAGACGUAUGUGACAAGAUAGUUGAAAGCUUGUAUAGCAAACGCAAGAACCAACUUCUAUUGCCGUCCCUUUCUGGAGAAGAAUCUUCCCUUCUUGGGAAUGGAAACAUAAAUGAUGAGUUGGAUUUGCGAAUAGCUAGUGUUCUUCAGAGCACAGGGCACCGGAAUGAAGGUGGCUUCUGGACAGACCAUGCAAAGCAUGAUUUGUCUGACAAUGAAAGACAUGUUGCAAUAGUCACAACUGCUAGUCUGCCUUGGAUGACGGGAACAGCUGUAAACCCGCUGUUUCGAGCUGCAUAUUUAUCACAAUCUGAAAAGCAGAAAGUCACUCUGCUGGUUCCAUGGCUUUGCAAAUCAGAUCAAGAACUAGUUUAUCCCAGCAAUCUCACUUUCACUUCACCUGAGGAGCAGGAAGGUUAUAUACGUAAUUGGCUCGAGGAAAGGAUUGGUUUUAAGGCAGACUUCAAAAUUUCUUUUUAUCCUGGCAAGUUUUCACAAGCAAGACGAAGUAUAAUACCUGCUGGAGAUACUGCUCAAUUUAUACCAUCCAAGGAUGCUGACAUUGCUAUCCUAGAAGAACCAGAACAUUUGAAUUGGUAUCAUCAUGGUACGCGUUGGACGGAUAAAUUCAACCAUGUUGUUGGUAUUGUUCACACAAAUUACUUAGAAUACAUCAAGAGGGAGAAAAAUGGGGCACUCCAGGCAUUCCUUGUGAAACAUAUAAACAACUGGGUUGCAAGAGCGUACUGCGACAAGGUUCUUCGUCUCUCAGCUGCUACUCAGGAUUUACCCAAGUCUGUAGUUUGCAAUGUUCAUGGCGUGAAUCCCAAAUUCUUAAAAAUUGGAGAAAGUAUUGCUGCAGAGAGGGAGCUUGGGCAGAAAGGCUUCACUAAAGGGGCAUAUUUCUUGGGAAAGAUGGUAUGGGCAAAGGGAUAUAAGGAGUUGAUAGAUUUAUUAGCAAAGCACAAGGCUGACCUUGAUGGCGUUAAGUUGGAUGUAUUUGGAAAUGGUGAGGAUGCUAAUGAAGUUCAGAGUGCAGCUAGGAGGUUCGAUUUGAAUCUCAACUUUCAGAAAGGAAGAGAUCAUGCCGAUGAUUCUCUUCACAGGUACAAAGUCUUCAUAAAUCCUAGCAUUAGCGAUGUGCUAUGUACAGCUACAGCUGAGGCACUUGCAAUGGGAAAAUUUGUAGUUUGUGCUGAUCAUCCAUCAAAUGAGUUCUUCAGGUCGUUUCCCAAUUGUUUGACUUACAAGACUCCUGAAGACUUUGCAGUAAAAGUUAAAGAAGCAUUAGCAAAUGAGCCUUAUCCUCUCACACCUGAACAAAGAUAUCAACUAUCUUGGGAGGCUGCUACUCAAAGAUUUAUGGAAUAUUCCGAGCUGGACAAGGUCCUGAACAAGGAAAAGGAUGGUGCAAAACCAAGUAAAAAUAAUAGAAAGAUCAUGGCUAAAUCAGCUUCGAUGCCUAAUCUGACAGAACUAGUAGAUGGAGGAUUAGCAUUUGCUCACUACUGUCUCACUGGGAACGAAUUCCUAAGAUUAUGUACUGGAGCGACACCGGGGACCCGGGACUAUGACAAGCAGCACUGUAAAGACCUGAAUCUCUUGCCUCCACAGGUAGAAAAUCCUAUUUAUGGCUGGUGAAUAGAUUGACUAGUCUGAAUAUCAAAAUAUGUAAAAAGUUUAUCAAUGGUAUUGGUUGGCGAAUACUGAAUAGCGUUAGUGCUAUAAGUUUGUAGUUUCUGAUUGUUUUAUAGUUUGUAAUUAGGUGCCCGUUAAGUUUUGUAGUUGAUUUUGAUUUUACUUUUGUAAGUAGAAUGGUAAUGUUAAGUUCUACCAUGUAAUGGCAAAAAAGGUCAUUUCUCCUA